Cottoperca gobio is the source of this 4660-nucleotide messenger RNA. RefSeq names its product lin-28 homolog Aa (gene lin28aa). The record is from RefSeq and is a predicted model, not a curated record. Lineage: Eukaryota; Metazoa; Chordata; Actinopteri; Perciformes; Bovichtidae. The transcript is spliced from 4 exons. The coding region runs from base 152 to 763 and encodes 203 amino acids. Gene Ontology annotation, molecular function: mRNA binding; zinc ion binding. Gene Ontology annotation, biological process: pre-miRNA processing. Gene Ontology annotation, cellular component: cytoplasm; nucleus.
UCGCUGCGCAGUUUCUGCUUUUCGCAGCAUUUUGCAUGAAAGUGGCAAUCUGUGAGGAUUACCCAGUUUGAGGGCUAAAAAAAAAAAGCAAAGCAAAAAGGAUACUGUAGCUCUGGUGCUACUUCUGACUCAACUCAAUUUAUCUGAAGACAUGGGCUCCGUUUCCAACCAGGAAUUCCCAGGAGUGUGUAAGACCGAGGAGGAUGAAGGACCGAGCACCGAGGAGGACUCACAGUCUUUCCACGGGGUUGGCGUGUGUAAAUGGUUCAACGUCCGCAUGGGCUUCGGGUUCCUGUCCAUGACUAACCGAGAGGGAUUGCCACUGGACGAACCGGUUGAUGUGUUUGUCCAUCAGAGCAAGUUGCACAUGGAGGGUUUCCGCAGCCUGAAGGAAGGCGAGGCGGUCGAGUUCACCUUCAAGAAGUCAUCAAAGGGCCUGGAGUCGCAGCGAGUUACCGGGCCAGACGGCAUCCACUGUGUGGGCAGCGAAAGGAGACCCAAAGGCAAGAAGGUCCAGAAGCGACGUUCAAAGGGCGAUAAGUGCUACAACUGCGGAGGCCUGGACCACCAUGCCAAAGAGUGCAAGUUACCACCCCAGCCCAAGAAGUGCCAUUUCUGCCAGAGCAUCGACCACAUGGUUGCCAACUGCCCAAUCAAAGCACAACAGUCCUCACCGGGUUCUCAGGGAAAACCGUCCCCCUUGAAAGGAGACGAGGAGGAGGAGCACAGCCACUCGGCACCGCCUCCCGAGACCUCUGAUUAAGCGAGAAAAUUGAGCAACACUAACGCCGGGGGAAGCACAGAGGCCAAUCAAACCGCUUUGAUGGAGAGAGGGGACACAUGGAUCCCCUUCCACCUGUUGAAGCUGCUUUUGGAACUACCUCAGGUUAAAAAAAUAAUAAUUUUUGCUGAUGAAGAAUGUUGCUAAAGUUUUUGUUUGUUUGUUUUCAGUUGGUGUAACUCUAGAAUACUGCUGUAUUAUUGCACUCAGGACGCUUUCUAAAUGUUUGAGGGGCAUGAUAUUGUAGUGAGCGAUGCCAUAUAACGGAUUAUCUUAAUGAGUUUUUGUAGAAUCUGUUCUCUUUAUGUGAAACUAUGCCCCUCCUGUGGGUAUUGUACCUCCUUUUUUGUUUUUGCGUAAUACUCGGUAAGUUUGUUUAGUAUACAGUUACACUUUUGCUGCCUUACCAUUUAGUCUCCUGACUGUUACACCUCACUAUCCGACAAGGCAGAGACGUGACAGUCGGUACCUCUGUAAUGAAUGUUACUUUGCAUAUCGCAUGGGGAAUGGGAGGGAUCGUGAAAACAUAUGGGACGGGUUUUAGGGUAUAGCUAUAGGCAAUGUAUUGGCAUCUGCCGGUAUUGCAGUUGACCAUCCAGUUAUCCUGGGGCCAAAUGAAUGUCAGACCAGAAGUGGUUUCCAGCUUUUGGUCAAGAGUUAUUUUUUUUGUCAUUUCAUUAGUUUCAUCCAGUGUUUUGCUGGCUGUCUAAAGGUGCACGAUCUACCUCAUUGGUGCAUGUUCGGUCUGCUACCGAUGCUGUCAUUCUUAACCGCUGGUGGUAAACCAAAUAUUCUCAGAAUACAGUUUUAGAGAUUAUGAUUUGAAUUGGGAUAAAAUCAAAUCCUUAUUGCACUACAGUAUUUACACAGCAUUGCCAUUAGUUGAAAUAGAUCCUAUUAAAGAGUAACUUAACACUCCCUUUGAACAUUUGAAGGAUGUAUCGAAAGCUUGUCCACCAUCCAACGACCACUUCUGAUGAACCUUUGACUGCUCUCCAGCUGGAUGUGGUCAGUUUUUACUUGGGUCUGUGACCAAGCAUGGUACCGAUCGCUACAUCAUAGCUGCAGAGUAUCGCAAAACACAAGGCUGCCCCCAAGAUCUCUUUAGUUGUUUUAAAAUGCUUUUUUCAUGCUGAAUUACUUUAUUUAAAAAAACAUGACCACAUCCUUGGUAUCCUAAUUUAAAGUGAUGAUUUUGCAUGUUUUACAGAUGUCGAUUAAAUCAACUAAUCGAUUAGUCGACACAAUAACAAUUGUCUUUAGUCGAGGACGGCCAUAAUUAUUAGUCGGGGUGUCGUUACUCUUUAAGUCCUGUUGUUCAGCCUGGUGUUAAGUUACUAUUUAAUCUUUCUGGGAGCUUCGUCAACUUUCCAUCUUCAGUAUUUUCUCAUUUCAUUUGGUUGAUGUGUAAAGAAAUACUGCAACUUUAUAAUAACCUCAACUUGGAUUUGAUAGAAUUCCAAUGCAUCAUCACUUCUAACACGAUACUUGACCUGGACUGAGUUACUGAGGGUCCAGCUAGCUCUCCUCUUGAUACUUGAAUGAAAUGAGGCAGAAUCAGACAUAAUGUUGCCAGUGGGAAGGCUGGUGUUUUUGUUUAUAUCCAGUGUGAUCCAUUUGUAGGUAGUUAUUUAAGACAUUACCUCCCUAUAACCCUUUCAGUAGGGUCAUAGUUCAGGAACACCAAGCCUGCACAGAGGAGCAUGUAGAACUAGAUAGCGACUCAGCGUUUUACUCCCGUUUUACAGGAGAAGCUGAAACUACUUUUACACCCAAUUUAAUAUAUAUGUAAAAUUAUUCUAAAGCCUUUUAAAAAGUCAUACUACUUUAUUUAUUUUCAUCCAAGAGUGCUGCAGCUUCGCCCUCUGCUCCUGUUGAUGCCUCUCAGCAAAGAAUGUUUUAGUGGACAUCAGAAAAGCUGUCGAAUGUCAUUCAAAGCUAUAUAUGACUUGAGAAUAUAUUUGGGUAACACAUUCUUAACAUCAAGGUACUCGUAUUACCGUGUACAUAUGUGCUUGAUAAAUCACUGUCAUUGUCCUCGACAAUAAUUCAAUGCAGUAAUGAAUACAGUGGAACAGUAAUAUAUUGCAACGCACGAGUAACAAUAUACAGUACAUACUCUACAGGUAUUAUGAGGAGUGACGGUAACUGUGAGUUUUAUUUUCUUUGCCUUGUAUGAUUUUUUUAAUUCUUUGUUUUUGUGCACAAUGAGCCUUUCAGACGAGAGUCCCAUUGUUAUUCCUAUCUAUGCCAAAACCAAUGCAAUGUUACUCUGCACUAAUCAUGUGUAAGAUGCAUUAAUUUCUUAUAUUCAGUUUAAUCUUUUAUUUUUUUUCUGAACAUGUUCCGUAUUUUAUACUGUAUUUUUAUUUUAUUUUCAUAUACCACGUACAGUCGGUCGCUGGUUGGGGAGGGAAAAAAAACACUCUUCGGCUCAUCUCAGGAAUUGCCAAUCUGAAAACUCAGGGAAUACUUCAGAUUGAUCAGAAGGAGUCGAGGAGUGUUUAUUCAAGACAAGUAGAGACCGAAUGUUCAUCCGCAUGAUGUGAAGCGUAGGACAAAAAUGCCAAAGUAAUAUAGGUUUGGUAAUGCCUUGGUGCAACAAUUUUCUUUUUACUUUUUAAGGAAAAUAAAUACGAUUGUGGCCAAAAAAAAAAGCAAAUGAAGUGAAAUAGUUUGAGAUUCAUCCGCUUUUUGACUCUUAUACUUUUGUCAACCACCCAGUGUGAUGAUGAUCUUUUAUAUUUUCUCUUCUUUGACAUACCUUGCCAUGAUAUGAAGAAAAUGUUCCACUAUUAUUGUAUUUUUUUUCCUCUAUAAUCGUUGUAGAUGGGGAUGUAGUAGAAUAUUGUAAAAGGGAUUGGGGCUAGUAGUUUAUAAUCUGGGGUUGUCUCAUCUCAACACAUGGCCGAUACUUUGGUGUUUCAGACUAUCAAUGCUUAAGACAAAAGAAAGUGUCAUGGAUGACUUAACACUCCUAUUGUUUCAUAAACUCCUGUUUAUGGUGGUGUUUUAUAUACGUUUAAUAAUUGAAUAACUUGAUAAUUUCACUCAGGAUAUGAAAGGACGAAAAGAUUGUUAAAGUGCUCUGAUUAGAUGGAAUGGUUUACGUUUCUGUGUAUUUUUAUGUUGAAUUUACCACCAAUGAUUGUAGUGCUAGUAUAUCCUCUAACUUGAACACUUUCCUUUCUCUCCAAUUGAAGAAGGGACACACAUGGAUGACUUUUGUUAUCAAUCUGUAAUUAACUUUUGUUUAAAAACCAUGGACUAACUCGUCUGUCAAACUCUUACUUGGAUUCUGACGCCCACUAUUUAGAUAAAGGUCGAAUGGAAGUGUUGUAUUGUAAUGUUUGCAAUAUUCUGCUGUACUUAGUGAUGUUUUCAAAGUAUCAUUUGGAAACUAAAGUCAUUGAAAGACAUUCUGACUGCAACAAACCUGUUUGAACCCUCAGUGGUGUGUUAUUGUGAUUUCAAUGUCGGGUGUUAGAUGGGUCAGAUAUACCUUGAAAAUCCAAGGACUUGUAAGAAUAUGUGCUCAGGGCAACAUUUGAAGCACGUCAAAGCAUUCUGUAUCACAGUUUGCGUUACGUGUGCUUUUCAUGGUACAUCUUGUUUGUGACCAUCAGCCAUUAAAUCUGUGGUGUUGUAUCUUAUCGGAUAAAUGGCUAGAGCUACUUCCAAAAAUAUGUGCAUUUAUAACUGAUGAUUGUAUCAAUGUUUACUGCCAUAAAACGACAUCUAUCUUGAUCCAUCUUAUCUUGAUUUAAUGGCUAGUUUGUCAAUGAUGAGCAGCAUGUAGGCUUUUCAAAGUAUUACUGUGAUUAUGUUUCCAUAUGUAAAGAUCUGCUCCAUUUCCUAGUAAAUGUCAAUAUUCAUGUG